GACCGGCCGCGGCGCGGCGCGCGGCCCAGAAAUAGCAGCGGCGGCGGUUCCGCCCGCGGGCUGGCGCGGGGGCCGAGCCGCGGGACGCAGGCUGGGCGGGCGCAGCGGCCCCGGCCCCGGACGAUGCUGCUGAGCCCCCGGCCGACGCGGCCCCGAGCACAUGAUGGCGAUACGCGAGCUCAAAGUGUGCCUUCUCGGGGACACUGGGGUUGGGAAAUCGAGCAUCGUGUGUCGCUUUGUGCAGGAUCACUUUGACCACAACAUCAGCCCUACCAUCGGGGCGUCUUUUAUGACCAAAACUGUGCCUUGUGGAAAUGAACUUCACAAAUUCCUCAUCUGGGACACGGCUGGUCAGGAGCGGUUCCACUCCUUGGCCCCCAUGUACUACCGGGGAUCUGCCGCAGCUGUCAUCGUGUAUGACAUCACCAAGCAGGAUUCCUUUCAUACCUUGAAGAAAUGGGUGAAGGAACUGAAAGAACAUGGUCCUGAAAAUAUUGUGAUGGCCAUUGCUGGAAACAAAUGUGAUCUGUCAGAUAUCAGGGAGGUUCCUCUGAAGGAUGCAAAGGAAUAUGCUGAGUCCAUAGGUGCCAUCGUGGUUGAAACAAGUGCGAAGAACGCUAUCAACAUCGAAGAGCUCUUUCAAGGAAUCAGCCGCCAGAUCCCACCCUUGGACCCCCACGAGAAUGGAACCGGCGGGGCCAUCAAGCUCGGGAAGCAUACUUCGCAGCCCGGCCGCAGGUGCUGCUGAGCCGGGCCACCCAGGAGAGAAAGAAGCUGGAGCCUGCGUCCCAUGCACUGCCAAGGCCCCACCCUUAGUCCUAGAGAGGAACGAGCAAUGGCCUUGCACCCUGGAAGACCUGUGGGAAGCUGGGGGCAAGAACUGGCCCUUAGACAGGACUGUAGACAGCUCCGGAGAAACCCACCACACCGCCACGUGAAACGCACAGGGAAGGGGCUAUACUUAUAGAUGAUAAAUGUAGUUGCAGUUUCUGUUAGACACCCUUGAACGGUCUUGGCUUUUCACCCAAGUCUUACUGCCUUAAUGGGGGGGAGGGACUCUCAGGGGUCCUUCUCCUCUGACUUUCUGGGUUCCCCGUCAAGUUUCAGUGACUUCUUCCGUGCCAUUACCUUUCCCGAAAGAUAAAUUGCAAUUUGGAAGGCUGGUUUUCAGCUGGCUCUGGAAAGUAAGCUUUCAUUGAUUACCUUUCCGAUGGAAAUCAGAGCAGCAUCGGGCCAUCCCUCAAGCUGAGCUAUGCAGGAGACAGGAGUGCCUUAGAAACCACGUCGCUGUCUCUCAGAGUCAGGGACACUCUUCCGCGUGUUGGCCACAGACAGACACACAAACCAGAGCCGACCGCCACAUUACUGCUCAGCGUGGGGUUGGGUGGAAAGCGUCAGUCAGAAAUUACCCAUGUCCACGGUAGUAGGUGGGGGGUGUUAAGUGUCAUUUAGGGGACCACCUGGCAUGUGUCACCGCCGCAGUCCUGAACCCUCACUCUCAGAGAAGUUGAGUGCAGGGUGUCCUUUUACUAAGAGAAUUCUGUCUUGGGGGGGAAAUUAACUGGAGGAUGUUUGAGUGUAAAUCGUAGGGCAGACUUCCGACGAUAGCAAUUAAUCACAGGUGACAGCAAAGCCAGCCGGAGAAAGGACAAGCACCUCCAAAAUUCUAGACCUAAAAAGCUGCAGAAUUGGAGAGACCAUUUUAAAUGCCACCGGGCUCGGGGAACAGGGCAUGGGGGCCAGCCAGGGGUCAGUGCUGGACUGCAGGUGAGCUGAGACCAGGCCGCCAGCGACACCUUGCUCUGCGAGUCCCUGCUGCUCAGGUAUUGAAAGGGGACCAAAUCCAGAGGAAGUAGAGGGACAGAGGCAUGGGAUGGAGGGGAAGCUGUUUCCACUGAAAAUUCAGACCCUGGUCCCGGUCUAACUUCCUACAAACUUGGGGUCAAGAAGUGUUGAUUUCCUAACAGGGCUUAUAUCAAGAGGUGAUUGUUACAGGAUGUGGGGAUCAGUGCCUUUUGAGGGUCUGGGAAAACUGAGUACAGUUGCAGAGGUGUGCAGUGUGCAAACCAGGGCCAACCACUGCCUUCUGUGUCAGGAGCACUGGGGGGCCAGUGCCACUUUAUCAAACAACCCACAGUGUAAGACCAUGAGCUGAUUGAAGACCUUGAACUUGGAGUGACGCAGGAGGAUCCAGUGCUGUGGAGUCCCAUCACAGCCAUGCCCAUCAAGCCCUUGACAUGUGGGAGGUCCUGACUCAUGUAGUCAAGGAAAGAGGGCCACGUUCAUAUCACAGACUUGCACGUUUCAACUUGAGAAUGUGCUGUGAAUGUCACGUUCUUAUGGCUUCACCCAACUCAACGAAGCUCGAUUGACCAUCUCAGGGUGUGAAGGCUGGAAGAGACUUUAUUUGGAGUCCAAGAGUGCCACUUGGCCGUCCCAGCCGGGUACCUCCAGAACUGUUAGCACAUGGCACCUGGAUGUCUUAGUCUGGCUUUCGCAUGGGUUGUUAGAGCUGUCUUCCCCAUUGCCAACUUGACCAACACAGUUCUGCUUGCAGGCCAACAGAGGACCAUACCUCUUGCCCAAGGCAAAAAAACAAAAAAACUCUGUUGAGUUGAAAAUUGAAAGGACAGCUCUGCAGGUGACUUGUAGGCUUCCUCCUAAACCCUUCCUCUUCCUGCUUUCCCUGGGAACAAGGGUUUCUGCAGACACCUGCUCCGUCGGCCCGUAGCUAGGUUGAUAGGCACAGUGUCAGGGAGCUCGCAGUGGUUGUAUUUCACACGAGACGUUCCGUCUUAUCCACGUGCAGCAAGCAAGCUACCCGCUGAGGAGCCCGUGGUUUGACUUUGGAAGCUCAUGAGGGAAUGCAACCACUCUCCUACCUGUGUUAUCACCUUCACUGUCAAAGCCAGUAAGAGGUCAAAAUACAUGUGUGUAUCCUCACCACUUGGAGCAUUUGUCCAAAAAGGUAGAUCACGCUUGGGCACAAAAGUAUUCACGGGGGUACCGAGUCUUUUCUGAAGAUCGAUGCUCAGCCCUUGUCCACAAUGAAGCUCCCUACACUUCUUUAGUUUGCCCUGUGCUGACUUUCUGGCUGUUCUAAUGGUUGACCUAUACCACGUAAUGUUCUGUAAAGGCCUGGAAAUCACCACUGCCCCCAAAAAGUCAAGUACUUAUCUGUGAUGUAGCAGCCUUGACGUCACCGUCCAAAAUUCACUCCCUCUCCUCCAUUUACUGUUCUUUCACGUGUGCUAUGCGCGUGCAUAUGUGUAAAUAGAAUUUUAUACCGGUGAUGCCGACACGUAAUCCAUUUCACAGUGGACGAGCCUGACUCCUGGCUGUGUGUUCUGUGAAGUUCUGCGUGUUCUGUGGGGGUUCUCGGCGGGAUAGCUUCCCGGGAGAAAUCCCUAAGAAUGGCAGCGGAGCCGUGGGAACGUUUCACGUAGGUACGUCAUUGACCUGCCAUUUUCUAGGUAAAAAUGGCACAGAAGGGUGCUGAAUAGGACGUCACCUUACAGACUAAGAGGUUGAAGACCGAAAACUAACUUGUAGCCAGAAAUAAGGGCUGUGCCCCUAUGGAAACUGAGGGGGGUUUGGGAGCCCGAAGCUCUUCCCCAGAGACAAAGACUGCGGCGGGUGGCGGCUGACCCCGAGCGCCGUGGCGUGGGCUCCCCUUCUCCCUGCACUGCCGUGCUCAUGGCGAGUCGCGUAAUGAGCUAGCUUACUACUCAAGGGCCCUGAGCUGGCCUCACCGUGAAGUGUCUGAUUUGCUCACUGAAACAUCACUGCUGAAACCAAACCCGCGAGCCGGCAUCAGUGCUCUGUUAUGCACACUGCUCCCUUUCCUCGUGUUUCAUGCAGCGCUGCCCUCUGGGCUGGACCCAGGUCUUGCAUCUAGAAGACAUCUAGGGCCUUUGCACCUGAUAUCCUGUAUCGUUUCCCUCAACUAUGCCCAAUUGUAUCUGUUAUUUUUGAUUUAACACACACUGAUUCAUACUAAUAAAUAUUUAAAGUUUUA
This is a messenger RNA of Oryctolagus cuniculus (rabbit), 4018 nucleotides long. RefSeq names its product RAB31, member RAS oncogene family (gene RAB31). The record is from RefSeq and is a predicted model, not a curated record. Gene Ontology annotation, molecular function: GTPase activity; GTP binding. Lineage: Eukaryota; Metazoa; Chordata; Mammalia; Lagomorpha; Leporidae.